AUGCUCCUAGAAACUCGAAAUAUUGUCCUUUGGAAUAGCACCUCGACCUCUAAUAUGGUCGCCGAUGUGUCUUACGACAUGUUCCUCGCUUCUUCUCCUGACGGUCAUGAGGAGAUCGAGGUUAUUGUGUGGCUUGCUUCCUUCGGUAGUGCGGGCCCGAUCUCUAGCACCGGUAAGGCUAUCGCUACAGUCUGGAUUAGUGGCCACGAGUGGGAUUUAUGGGUCGGUCCUAAUGGUAAAAUGACUGUCUACAGCUUCGUCGCUAGGUCUACUAUUACGAACUUUGGUGGUAACAUGUUGGAUUUCUUCAAUCACCUUGUCUACAACCAUGGUGUGGACAAUAACAAGUACUUGAAGACUAUCCAGGCUGGCACUGAGCCUUUCACCGGCACUGCGAAGAUGACCGUUGACAAUUACUGGAUUGAGCUUCAUUAA
Messenger RNA from Penicillium expansum, 435 nucleotides. RefSeq names its product Glycoside hydrolase, family 12. Gene Ontology annotation, biological process: polysaccharide catabolic process. The record is from RefSeq and is a predicted model, not a curated record. NCBI's taxonomy places the organism in Eukaryota, Fungi, Ascomycota, Eurotiomycetes, Eurotiales, Aspergillaceae. The transcript has a single exon. Bases 1 to 435 code for a protein of 144 amino acids. Gene Ontology annotation, molecular function: cellulase activity.